Molecule: messenger RNA, 1188 nt
Organism: Penicillium malachiteum
Lineage: Eukaryota; Fungi; Ascomycota; Eurotiomycetes; Eurotiales; Aspergillaceae
Product: ketopantoate reductase family protein
Exons: 2
Coding region: 1-1188 (395 amino acids)
Cellular component (GO): cytoplasm
Molecular function (GO): oxidoreductase activity
Source: RefSeq, a predicted model, not a curated record
AUGCUUAUCAGCAGUCCUGGGAUAAGCAAUGUAAACGAACAAUCGCGUUGCAUUGAUGUGAGAGAUACUGAGAUACACUUCGGGCAGGGUCAAUUGCUCUCUGCUGCCAGUGCUAUCGAAUUUGGUGGAUACAGCGACCAAUUUGUAUCAGGAUCAGGGCAGUCGGAGUUGGGAGUCCAUAGCCAUGUCGACAGACUCAAAGCUCAAGGCGUUGGUACGAUGGCAUGUGUUGCUCUUGAAAGAUCUGGAAUGGCAACAGUUACUGCUGUACUUCGAUCAAACUAUGAGAAGGUCCUUCGAGAUGGCUUUGAAAUUGAGUCCAUUAAUCAUGGAAAACUGUCGGCCUGGAGACCGAGUCACAUUGUCAAUUCUGUGCCUCAAAGUGACUCGCAUGAUCCUUUUGACUUUGUGAUCGUUUCUAUGAAGACUAUACCAGAAAUCACCAACAUCAACAAAAUUAUCGCGCCGAGCAUAACCCCCGACCACACAACCAUCGUGUUGAUGCAAAACGGCAUGUACAUCGAGCCACCGGUCAUGGAAGCUUUCCCCUCGAACGUCAUCCUCUCUGCUACAAGCUACAUCGGAGCCCACGAAAGAAACGGUCAUAUUAUUCAUGAUGACCCCGACUAUUUCCACAUAGGAGCAUUCCACAACUCACGACUAAAUGCUGAAUACGAAAAACAAAGACUAGAUCUAUUUGCAGCAGCCUAUAAUGGAUCCAAAGUCGUGAACGCUGAAACCGUCGAUGACAUCAUCUUCUAUCGCUGGCGGAAAAUCAUGUGGAAUGGUACCUACAAUUCGAUGUGUGCGAUCACUCAGCUUGACAAUGCCGCAAUCCGACGACUGGGCGGGGAGAACAGUCUGAUUCGCCCCGGUAUGGUUGAAAUGGCAGCUAUCGCCAAAGCAGAUGGAUACGACUUGGGGGGAAAUAUUGUGGACGAGAUGGUCAAUGCUACGCCCAUUGCACUUUCAUUCCGGCCCAGCAUGCUAGUAGAUGUCGACAAAGGAAACCCAGUCGAGGUUGAAGUUAUCUUGGGAAAUGCGCUGCGAAUUGCUCGCGAGAAAGGCGUUCCAACUCCCAUAUUGGAUAAUACCUACCGUUUUUUGAAGCUGAUUCAGGCGCGCUUAUUAGUUGCUCGAGGACACUUGACUAUGCCAGAAGACAUCAUGACUGGUGACUGUAUCUAG